Molecule: messenger RNA, 411 nt
Organism: Pan troglodytes (chimpanzee)
Lineage: Eukaryota; Metazoa; Chordata; Mammalia; Primates; Hominidae
Gene: SPADH
Product: spermadhesin family member
Source: RefSeq, a predicted model, not a curated record
AUGAGGCUGUCCAGAGCCUUCGCUUGGCUGCUGCUGUGCAGUAUAGCCACAACUGUUAAAGCUCAAUUUGCCACAGCACCCAGUGACUGGGGCCACUACACGGAUGAAUAUGGCAGGAUCUUCAACUACGCUAGGCCGAAAACUGAAUGCGUCUGCAUCAUCGAGUUGAACCCCGGGGAGAUAGUCACAGUGGCCAUUCCAGACCUCAAAGGAUUCUCAUGUGGCAAAGAAUACGUGGAAGUGCUGGAUGGACCUCCAGGGUCUGAGUCCUUGGGCAGGAUUUGUAAAGGCUUCAGUACAUUCUAUUACUCUUCUUCCAACAUCAUCACCAUCAAGUACUCCAGAGAACCCAGUCAUCCACCCACCUUCUUUGAAAUAUAUUACUUUGUUGAUGCUUGGUCAACAUAUUAA